Messenger RNA from Babesia ovata, 1524 nucleotides. RefSeq names its product major facilitator superfamily member protein. Gene Ontology annotation, cellular component: membrane. Bases 1 to 1524 code for a protein of 507 amino acids. Gene Ontology annotation, molecular function: transmembrane transporter activity. NCBI's taxonomy places the organism in Eukaryota, Apicomplexa, Aconoidasida, Piroplasmida, Babesiidae. The transcript is spliced from 2 exons. The record is from RefSeq and is a predicted model, not a curated record. Gene Ontology annotation, biological process: transmembrane transport.
AUGGCAGCAGCCGGAGCUGCACCCGCCGCUGCAUCUAAGACUAAAAAACUUGAGUAUGACGCCUUGGGAAAAGCACUGUACUAUCUGGUGUCUUUUAUCGAAGGCUACGACCAACAGGUGUUGUCCAUGUGUAUGAGGGCUUUCGAGUUGACUUUGGGGUUCUCACAGUCUCAGCUCUCUACUUUGGCAACUGUGUCUACUAUGUCCCGCAUGGGCUGCUGCAUAAUUUGGGGAUUGCUCGGAGAUGAACAUGACUCUAACCACGUACUUGCCGCUGGUUUAUUGUUGAUGGGAAUCGUUUCAAUAUGUCUAAGUUCUGCAUCUCACUACAAAGUGAUCCUAUUCUUGCGUUUCUUGCACGGCUUUGGAUUUGCAUGCGUCUAUCCCGUCCAACAAAAAAUCGUUGCAGAGUCAACUAGUUCAGAGGAAAACAAAACACAAGAAGCGGUGGAAACAACGGCUCCACAGACUCCAACAACUUCGGGGGGAGGACAAAAACGGAAGAAGAAAAAGUCUAAUAGUAUAUUCACACAUCUUCAAGCGUUGAAUUGUAUUGGAAGGCUGUUAUGUGCGGUCAUAACCACUAUUAUUGCACGUAAAGUAUUAUUGGGAUAUUAUGGCUGGCGCACUUCUUACGUUAUUAUAGGAUACGUGUGGAUAUUGUUUGGUGUUGGAAUCGAAUUUGGUAUGAAACUACGGGAAUGUACGAGUUCUGAUGGUGAAAGUAGUAGUGCACAGAUUGUUGCUCCCAAGGAGACAAAGCUGCAUGAUUCACUAGCGGGGGCAGCCCAUGCUGUGUUCACGAGGCCAACAGCAUUGAUUUCGAUAUUUACCUUAUUCAUCGCAGAAGCUCCAAUGUGUGCGUUUAAUUAUAUGACCAUAUAUUUGCAAUAUUUGGGAGUAUCUGACACAAUGGCGGGCGUUGCGAUUGCCAUCACAUUGAUUGGAGGCGCAGCGGGAAGUGGAGCGGGGGGCUAUAUUAUAGAGAAAAUUGCAGAUAUCAAAGACGGAUAUGGUGAACUUGGUUCUGGAAUCGCGGUUAUGGUCGUCCGACUAGUUGUGUCUCUAUUGUUCUUCUUAGGGAAGCCACCAUGUGGGAAGUUACUUUGGUAUCAUUAUGUAGAGUUGGCGACACUUGGAGGGACAUUAGUAACGGUUGGCGGUGUAGAUAGGGCCGUUAUGAAGGAAGUAAUCGAAGAUAAGUACCAGGGUACAGCAUCUGCCAUGGUUCGAACCAUAUCCGGCAUCACGAGUAGUGUAAUUCUCUUCCAGGUCUCCGCAUAUUUGACCGAAAAGGUGUUCGGCUACGUUCCCUCUAGAGAGUCGUUUGAGACCAUGGAUACAAUUGUUAAAGAACAAAAUGCCGAAGCUCUGCGGAAAUCCAUGAUGUACAUCAUUAUGGCAGGCACAGCAUUGAAUACUAUUUGCUAUAUUUCGAUGUUUUUUAAGUAUACAGAGGAUAAAGAGGAUGCUAAUAAGGGAAAUACGGGACAAGAUGCAUCAGCAACGCAAGCACAACAAUGA